AUUUUAAAUUCAACUUAGACGGGCAGUCUUUAAAGAAGGAAGCCGACGCGUUUCAUUGCAGUCGCUCCUUUUUCCAAUCAAUCCGCAGCUCAAGCCCAAAUUUUUCGUCUUCUGAAUCUCUUCGGCGAUAUCAGAUUUUAGGGCUUUCGGAUUGAAACCUCUCUGGUUGAAAGACGAGUUCGGAUCUGGAGCUGAUCUUAGGAUAUUUAGGUGUUUGGAUAUCCAAUCACAGCAUGUGAAGAUAGUUUCCUUGAUGUCCCGGAUUUUCCUGAUUGAUUUCCCAGUCAAAACCCUAGCUCUUGGAUCUUAGGGUUUCAUCUGAGGUUUUCAGCUGAAAUUGGUUAAUCUCUGGGAAAAAAAGCCCUCUUUCUGGAGUUUUCAACCCUCCUUUGCCCAGUUUCAGCCUCCAUGAAGAAGGCCAACAGAAACCCUCUGCUUGCCAUUUCUGCCCCUCUCUUCUUCCAUUUUCUCUUCGUCCAUCUAAUCUCUGCGGCCACCAACAAUUCAACGUAUGUCCCUCCCGACCAAAUCCUCCUGAACUGCGGCGCAUCUUCACAGGAAACUGAUACAGAUGGCCGCAACUGGUUGAGCGAUGUAGGGUCGAAAUUUGCCCCCUCAUCAACGAAUACAAACCCCUUCAAAGCCAAUUACCAAGACCCAUCUGUCCCCACUGUCCCUUACAUGACCGCCCGGAUUUUCACAUCUCAAUUCACCUACACCUUUCCUGUUGGGGCGGGCCGCAAAUUCAUCCGCCUCUAUUUCUACCCUGCGAAUUACAGCAAUUUCAAUGCAGCUAACGCCGUCUUCUCUGUCAAUUCCGGGCCCUACACUCUCCUAAACAACUUCAGCAGCUACCUUACAUCUGAAGCCCUGAACUUUGCUUACCUCACCCGUGAAUUCUCCAUCAACACGGGGGCUGGAUUCUUGAACUUAACCUUCAUCCCAUCUCCAAACAUCUCAAAUGCCUACGCCUUCAUUAAUGGUAUUGAGGUUGUCUCGACCCCAUACAUCUUCUCUUUUGGCAAUCUUGUCCUAGCCGGAGACUUGACGUCCACAUUCCAGAUCGAUAAUAGCACUGCCCUUCAGACAGUCAUCCGGCUGAACGUCGGCGGCAGUGAUGUCUCGCCUGUCAAGGAUUCUGGCCUGUUCCGGUCCUGGUCUGAUGACUCGCCAUACAUAUUUGGUGCCGGGACUGGCGUGGCCUAUGUGAAGGACCAGAACAUAACCAUUGCAUACACCCCUGGCGUCCCAUCCUACAUUGCACCGUUGGAUGUCUACUCAACUGCCCGAUCAAUGGGACCGGACAAGAGCAUCAACCAAAACUACAACUUAACGUGGAUGUUUCCUGUUGAUGCUGGGUUCACGUACCUGGUCAGGCUCCAUUUCUGCGAGAUCCAAUCGGAGAUAUUCAAGAUAAACCAGAGGGUGUUUGAUAUCUUUAUCAAUAAUCAGACUGCUGAAGCAGGGGCGGAUGUGAUUGGUUGGAGUGGCGGGGAUGGGGUUCCGGUGUAUAAAGAUUACAUUGUGAUGGUUCAGAAUGGAAAUCCAUCACCAGAUCUGCUGGUUGCACUUCAUCCGGAUGUGUCAUCUGAGACACAGUUCUAUGAUGCAAUCUUAAAUGGGCUCGAGAUCUUCAAGUUAAACGACACGGUGGGCAAUCUUGCAGGGCCCAAUCCGACUCCCCUUCCUGAACAAAACGUGAAUCCGAGCUUGGUGAACCGUUCACCUCGGUCAGGGAAUUCUUCAAAGAAUCGGACUCCGGUCAUUAUCGGAGCGGCAGCGGCGGCCGUUGUUGUAAUCUCUCUCAUCUGCCUUGCUUUUGUUUUCUUCCGUUGCCGGAGACAAGGAAAGGACUCUGGCACCAGCGAUGGGCCAUCUGGGUGGCUCCCCCUGUCAUUGUAUGGCAACUCCCACUCUGCGGGGUCCGCCAAGACGGGCACCACGGGUAGCUACGCAUCAUCACUCCCAUCAAACCUCUGCCGCCACUUUUCCUUCGCUGAGAUCAAAGCAGCCACAAACGACUUCGAUGAGGCUCUUCUCCUCGGGGUGGGCGGAUUCGGUAAGGUCUACAAGGGUGACAUUGAUGGUGGCACCAUGAAGGUUGCCAUCAAGCGUGGGAACCCGCUCUCCGAGCAGGGUGUCCAUGAGUUCCAAACCGAGAUCGAGAUGCUCUCUAAGCUCCGCCAUCGCCACCUCGUCUCCCUGAUUGGCUACUGUGAGGAGAAUUGUGAGAUGAUCCUGGUCUAUGAUUACAUGGCCCACGGGACCCUCCGUGAGCACCUCUACAAGACCCAGAAGCCGCCACUGCCAUGGAAGCAGCGGCUAGAGAUCUGCAUUGGUGCAGCCCGUGGCCUGCAUUACCUCCAUACUGGGGCCAAACACACCAUCAUCCACCGCGAUGUCAAGACCACAAACAUCCUGUUGGAUGAGAAAUGGGUUGCCAAGGUCUCAGAUUUUGGCCUGUCGAAGACGGGCCCUACAUUGGAUCACACGCAUGUGAGCACCGUCGUCAAGGGCAGCUUUGGGUAUUUGGAUCCAGAGUACUUCCGGCGGCAGCAGUUGACGGAGAAAUCCGAUGUCUACUCUUUUGGGGUUGUGCUGUUCGAGGCUCUGUGUGCCCGGCCUGCCUUGAAUCCCACCCUGGCAAAGGAGCAGGUGAGCUUGGCAGAGUGGGCCCUGCAUUGCCAGAACAAGGGUGUGCUUGAUCAGAUCAUCGAUCCCUACCUGAACGGUAAGAUUGCGCCGGAGUGCUUCAAGAAAUUCGCAGAGACUGCAGAGAAGUGUGUGGCUGACCAGGGCAUCGACCGCCCAGCGAUGGGCGAUGUGCUGUGGAACCUGGAGUUUGCACUGCAGCUGCAGGAGAGCGCUGAGGAGAGCGGUGGGGUCCAGGCGGAUGCUGAAACCGUUCCGCUUGUCCAUGAUGGCAUCACAAUGGGGAAGAAGCAUCUCGACGAUUCAAUGGGAUUCGGAGGGAAUGUGUCCGAUUCGAAGAGCUCUGCCACGACCAUGAGCAUUGGCGGGCGGAGCUUGGCGAGCGAGGAUUCAGAUGGGCUGACGCCGAGUGCUGUGUUCUCGCAGAUCAUGAACCCAAAGGGACGGUGAGAUCAACGGUCGGAUUUGGAGAUAUAUAGGAUGGAGGACAGGUAAUAUUCAUGGUUAGAUCGUGGAAAAUUUGGGUUUUUUAUUUUCUUUUAUUCUUUUAUUAUGGGAGUAUAUGAGUUUGAUGAGUUUUUAUGUUGUAAUGUAUUUUUACACUUGUUUUACUGCAUCAGACAAUCUCAGUUUCUCACAGACUCAAGAAGAAUGCUGUCUUUUGUAAUAAGAGUGCUGGAUUUUCGCGCGGCGUUUUCUGCCGUUA
This is a messenger RNA of Magnolia sinica, 3358 nucleotides long. RefSeq names its product receptor-like protein kinase FERONIA. Bases 409 to 3102 code for a protein of 897 amino acids. The transcript has 2 exons. Gene Ontology annotation, molecular function: ATP binding; protein kinase activity. Lineage: Eukaryota; Viridiplantae; Streptophyta; Magnoliopsida; Magnoliales; Magnoliaceae. The record is from RefSeq and is a predicted model, not a curated record. Gene Ontology annotation, biological process: protein phosphorylation.